AUGAAGUUCCUCUGUCUGCAUGGCCGGGGUACCAACUCGGACAUUUUUGAGGCUCAACUAGGACCACUGAUCUCUCAACUAUCUUCUCAGCAUACUUUUGAUUUCGUAGAUGCGCCGUCCGAAUCCGCAGCGGCUCCUGGCAUCGCGAAAUUUUACCCAGGGCCGUAUCUGGCGUGGUUUUCACGCUACGAGCCCGAACAUGUGGAAGAAACCCAUCAAUAUCUUCGAACCAUCAUUAAUGAAGAUGGACCUUACGACGGAAUAAUUGGGUUUUCACAAGGAGCCUCUCUGGCAGCUAGUAUGCUGCUAGCCGAGGAGUUUUAUAGGGCAAACGGACACGCAGAGGCUACCAGAAGCCUGCCAUUCAAAGUUGCCAUCUUCUUCAACAGUGUCAUGCUAUUUUCGCCAUCAGAAGAGAUUGGUGACGAUAUCACUCAACAAAUCAAACAGCAAGAAGAGAGAUAUAUCGGCUUCCUCAAUGGCUCCGACGAUUGGCAACAAUCAUCCAGUACCUCAACACUUCCACCUUCUCCAACCUCUACUACGGCCUCGGGUCCCAUCAUGUGGAAAAUGCCCAACUGGGAUCUCUCAUCAACUUCGCUUUCUUCACUCUCCUCGAACUCUUCAGACAAUAUGGAAAACAAUCGCGAAUUCCAAGCUGCGAGAAAACGAUCAGUGGCGUUUGAGUCAACCCGUCUUCUGAAGACUCCACUAGUAUACGGCUUCGUGCCUUCACAAUUCCCUCAUCGAAUAUCAAUUCCAACUUUGCAUGUCAUUGGCAAAAAUGACGAAUUCGCAGAGCACUCCAAGACACUCGUGAAGCUGUGCAAAUCCGACAAGGCUGAAGUGCUAAUCACCGAUGGCGCACACGAUUUACCCCGGUCUAAGUCUGCAUUAGACGAGUGCGCCAAAAUAUUUGACUUGGUGACGAUGAUGGCCUCGCUUAUCGAUCUUUGA
Exophiala spinifera is the source of this 957-nucleotide messenger RNA. RefSeq lists its product as uncharacterized. The transcript is spliced from 2 exons. Bases 1 to 957 code for a protein of 318 amino acids. The record is from RefSeq and is a predicted model, not a curated record. Lineage: Eukaryota; Fungi; Ascomycota; Eurotiomycetes; Chaetothyriales; Herpotrichiellaceae. Gene Ontology annotation, cellular component: cytoplasm; nucleus.